AAAAUAAGGGAGGGGACAUCCAUGGACCGAUGGACGCGCUCAGCUCCUGUAGCUCCCACCCUCUCUCACCAUUGCAGUACAGCUCCUGACACACCACACAAGGCCACAGGCUCUCUCCCUCUCUGAGCAAGCUUGGAUUCCUGACAGUGCAAGCAAAGCAAGCACCAGAAGCUAGUAGCUAGUAGUAUUUCUCUUGCUGCCUCCCUUCUCUCAUUUCACCUUGUUAUUACACACCACUACUACUACAUCAGAGAAAACAAGCCUUCCUCCCAUUGGCCAUCCCUAGCUCACAGCCUGCUAUCUCUUACCAUUGACAUUUUCCUGUGUUUUCCUUACCACUUUGCCGUAGUAGUUCGUGGUGGGCAGUAAGGUUGGUUUCUUGUAGCAAUGGAGGCCAAGGCUUGAGAAGGCAUGAGCUUGCUCCCUCUUUGCCCUCCUGAUUAGCCCCUUGGCAGCCACUGCGAGGUAUGUUUCCUUUUCUGUUUCUAUUCAUCUUUGUUUUUUACUCUCUUCUUCUUCACCUUUGUGUUUUUGUGCCUCCCCUUUGUUUCUACACUGUUCUUCCUACAACAAAAGCGCAGAAUGUUUAGCAUAGAUACUAAAGUGGGAGAGUAGGAGUAGAGGUCAAAGGCUGGUCCAUGUAUGUCUUGUGUGUUGUUGAAGACUGAAGAGUACACAAGAGAAAGUAUCCUCCACACACCAACCAGCAGGAAGCAGCAAGUAGUGGUGUGAAUACAAAGCAUUUGCAGACAGCAGCCACUGUAUCCAUCCUCCUCUACCAUUCAUUCUACUACUGAUCUUCUUCUGCAUGGCCAUGGUGAGGAGCCCAAGAAACCUUGGAACAUAGGAGUAGUUGUAGGAGUACUAGAGACGUAGAGUUACCCCCAUCUUGGAGUUUGGGACUGGUAUCUUCUUGCCAAGAUCCCAAGGCCACCACAAGAUUUGCAGCGGAGCAGGAGCUGCGGCAGAGGAAGGGAGCAAAGGAUGGAUCUUUCCGGGGCGCAGGGCGAGCUGCCGGUGCCGAUGGCAAUGCACGGCGGCGGCGGGGGCUCGCCGUACCUGGGCCUGCACCACGGGCACCAGCACGAGCACCCGCAGCAGCAUGGCCAUGGCCCGAACGGGCGGCACAUGUCGCCGCCGGAGGAGGCGAAGAACCGGCAGUUGGCGGUGGUGCCCGUGGGCGCGGUAGGCGGAGGCGUGGUAGGUGGGGUGAGGUACCGCGAGUGCCUGAAGAACCACGCGGCGGCCAUCGGCGGGAGCGCGACGGACGGGUGCGGCGAGUUCAUGCCGGCGGGGGAGGAGGGGUCGCUGGAUGCGCUCCGGUGCUCGGCGUGCGGGUGCCACCGCAACUUCCACCGCAAGGAGCCGCCGGGCGGGCAGCUGCUCGGGGGGCACCACCACCCGCUGAGCCCGCUGGCGGCGGCGCACCACCACCACCACCACCACCACCGGGGCCUGCUGGUGGCGGCGCUUCCCCCGGCGCCGACGCGCAUGGUGAUGCCGCUGAGCGCCAUGCAGGUGCAGCAGCAGGCGCAUCACAGCGCGGCGUCGGCGGAGUCCGACGACGCGCGGGCGCAGCAGCCGCCGGCGCGGAAGCGGUUCCGCACCAAGUUCACGGCGGAGCAGAAGGCCCGCAUGCUGGGGUUCGCGGAGGAGGCCGGGUGGCGGCUGCAGAAGCUGGACGACGCAGCGGUGCAGCGCUUCUGCCAGGAGGUGGGCGUCAAGCGGCGCGUCCUCAAGGUGUGGAUGCACAACAACAAGCACACCCUGGCGCGGCGCGGCCAGGAGCAGGAGGGGGGCCGGGUCCACCUCGUCGGCGACCCGGAGCAUCUCGGGCAGCUCGGCGGCGGCAUGCCGCUCCCGGAGCCCGGCGGGCCCGGGCGGAGCCCCAGCCCCAGCCGGAGCCCGCCGCCGCAGCAGCUCCGGCUGGAUUAACGAACCAACAAACCCAACAUUGAUCAAGACGGCGAUCGCCUCACUCUAGCUCCGGUUAAUCUAGCUUAGCUAGCUGCAUUGGCUUCUUUUCUUUCCACUGUUCCAUCCAUCCGUCCGUCAAUCGAACUGAUGCUCAACUUCCACGGAUUUGUUUUCUUUUCUCCAUGCUUGAUUUCUGUAGCUCCUCUUUCUUUCUUUCUUUCUCUUUCUUUCUUUCUUUCUUAUUGAUGUCCCUAGCUAACUUGCUGCCUACCAUUGCUUGCUCGGGCGACUGAUGUGGGAGGGUGAGACUGAACAUCACUUGUUAACUCUGAUGAAGCUCUUGUGUUGUGUUGUGUUUUGUUGUGA
Messenger RNA from Panicum virgatum (switchgrass), 2283 nucleotides. Its product is annotated as zinc-finger homeodomain protein 3-like. Gene Ontology annotation, molecular function: DNA-binding transcription factor activity; transcription cis-regulatory region binding. NCBI's taxonomy places the organism in Eukaryota, Viridiplantae, Streptophyta, Magnoliopsida, Poales, Poaceae. Bases 985 to 1935 code for a protein of 316 amino acids. The record is from RefSeq and is a predicted model, not a curated record. Gene Ontology annotation, cellular component: nucleus. The transcript is spliced from 2 exons. Gene Ontology annotation, biological process: regulation of developmental process; regulation of DNA-templated transcription.